Molecule: messenger RNA, 1482 nt
Organism: Camponotus floridanus (Florida carpenter ant)
Lineage: Eukaryota; Metazoa; Arthropoda; Insecta; Hymenoptera; Formicidae
Gene: Gpdh1
Product: glycerol-3-phosphate dehydrogenase [NAD(+)], cytoplasmic
Exons: 8
Coding region: 245-1327 (360 amino acids)
Biological process (GO): glycerol-3-phosphate catabolic process; carbohydrate metabolic process
Cellular component (GO): cytosol; glycerol-3-phosphate dehydrogenase (FAD) complex
Molecular function (GO): protein homodimerization activity; glycerol-3-phosphate dehydrogenase [NAD(P)+] activity; NAD binding
Source: RefSeq, a predicted model, not a curated record
UAACUCGUUAUCAUUAUUAUCGAUGCAUUGCUAAUUUUGUUCACGAUGCUUUGUUCGUCGUUGAAGCGUCUGCUCAGUUGGCUUUAAUCCAGAGCUUGCGCGCGCAAACGCUAGAAAAUAAUUCACGAUCGCUGCUAAGGUCAGCGGGCUUCUAAGUCAAUCGGUCAGUCGGGCCUCGCGGUUGAUCGAUCAUCGAUCAGGAAUAUUAUUUGGAACGACAUUCUCUAAAAGAGGGAAAAAAGAGAUGCCGGACGCGAAGAAAAAAGUAUGCAUCGUCGGCAGCGGCAAUUGGGGCUCGGCAAUCGCGAAAAUCGUUGGGGCGAAUGUCACGAAAUACAAUAAUAUAUUUGAGACACGAGUGACGAUGUAUGUGUAUGAGGAAAUUAUUAAUAAUGAGAAACUGACAGACAUAAUCAAUACUCUUCACGAAAACGUUAAAUAUUUGCCUGGGCACAAACUUCCAGAAAAUGUGGUUGCUAUACCCGAUGUUGUGGAGGCCGCAAAAGAUGCCGAUAUCCUCAUUUUUGUCUUGCCGCAUCAAUUUAUUCGCACCUUAUGCUCGACGCUGCUGGAUAACAUAAAACCAACCGCGGUCGGUCUUUCUCUCGUUAAGGGUUUUGGACGAGGCGAAGGAAACAGUAUUGAGUUGAUUUCUAAGAUCAUUGAGAAGAACCUAAGAAUACAGUGUAAUGUCUUAAUGGGUGCCAAUCUUGCCAAUGAAGUCGCCGAGGAAAAGUUCUGCGAAACUACAAUUGGAUGUAAAGAUAAACGAUUAGCACCGGUAUUAAGAGACCUCAUUCAAACUCCAAACUUCCGAGUGGUUGUUGUAGAAGACUGUGAAACUGUGGAAGUUUGUGGAGCCCUGAAAAACAUAGUGGCAUGCGCUGCCGGUUUCGUGGAUGGUCUCGGAUUGGGGGACAACACAAAAGCCGCGGUGAUCCGAUUAGGAUUGAUGGAGAUGGUCAAAUUUGUCGAUACCUUCUACAGCGGUUCUAAACUUUCCACAUUCUUCGAAAGUUGCGGUGUAGCAGAUCUGAUUACAACGUGUUACGGAGGAAGGAAUCGCAGAGUCUGUGAACAAUUCGUUAAAACUGGCAAGACGAUCAAGGCAUUGGAAGACGAAUUAUUGUCCGGGCAAAAGCUGCAGGGACCAGCAACGGCAGACGAAGUUCACGAUAUGCUGAAGGCGCGUAGCCUAGUGGACAAGUUUCCACUGUUCACAGCAGUGCAUCGUAUUUGCACCGAUCAAUUGCGACCGGCGGAUCUCAUUGAUCAGAUUCGUAGUCAUCCUGAGCAUGUGAUGAGAUUAGAAGAGGGAAGUAUAUAGUUUGUAUAUACUCGAUUCAGUAUAUACAAACUCUUGUAGGAACAGCCUGAGACAUCAGAAGACAAAUGAUUUAAGCAAAGACUUGUACAUAUUCUGAGCACUUAAUAUAAUUGUAUUGCUGUAAAUAAAGAUCAACUUUAAUUAUAUAAAGUAAA